AUGUCCUUGGUCGAUGGAGCAUUUAACUUGCACAAUGCAGCAUCUGCGAGUAUUCCAGCAACAAGCGCCAUUCCUGGCGGCCAACCGCAUGGCCCUGAAUCAGAGGGGUCGGAGCAAGAGACUGCAGGAACAAAUCAAAAGAGUGAUCGAUCAGAGACGAGAAACUCAAAUCGAAAUGGUAAACCAUCAUUUCCGCCGCUCGGGCACGGCGCCAUUCCAGAGCUCAUCCAGCUUCUGCCUGAUCACCAAGCUGCAGCCCUACUUGUGGAUACCUACUUUGACCGAGUCCACUGGUUCAUGCUCAUCUUUCACCAGGACGAUUUCCGACAGCGUUGGCCGGAGGUUUACCUAUCAAACAGGCGUCCGAAAACGGGUGACCUGGGCUUUCUCAGCACUUUUCUGAUGGUGCUUGCCAUCGGACUGCAAUACAUCGGAGAGUAUCGUCGACACCUACUGGUUAACUACGGGAUCGUCCCCGAGGAGCUAAAAGAUGCCAUACUGUCGAGGAUUCGAACAAGGCUUCUUGAUAUAGUCGCGGUUGGCUCAUUAGAGGCCGUUCAGACCUGCGUUCUACUAGGAACAUAUUACUUAUACCACGGAGCACCUAGACUAGCAUGGCCUGUGUGUGGUUGUGGCCUUCGAAUAGCCCAGGCUCUCGGUCUUCACCGGAAGGUAGUCAACACUUCGCAAUUGGCGGAUCCACCUGUGGAGAUGGUAAAACGCAACGAAGCCAGGAAACGAAGCUGGUGGGCGAUCUACGAAAUCGAGACGUUUUGUUCAAUGUCAUAUGGCUACCCUCAUAGUAUUAGGGAUGCCGAUUGCGACGUUGAGCCGCUUGACCCGUCUGCCAAAUCUGAAAUUCGCCAGUCGCCAAAAUCAUUCGACGAUCAGCUCACUGGAGAGGCUACGUUACUAUCCUACAAGUACUACAAGUCGAAAUUGUCCGUGAUCACGAAGAACGCCCUGGCAGAACUUUACGGCGUUGGGCCAAAUUCCCCGGAAAACUCACAAUCGAACAACCCUUCCAAUCCACACGCCCUCAUCAAAAGGGUAUCAGAGUUUGAUCACAAACUGCAAGCAUGGCACCAAGAGAUUCCCGCUAAGCUCAGGUGGAGAGCUGAUCCUGGCAUUGGCGUGAGCUAUUCUUCCCCAGAUGAAUUAGACCGCGACGUCGGCGCAUCUGGCCCUCGUUUCGAAAACCACGUCUACCAGCUCCAAGGACUUGCACUGAAGCUCGCAUACGAAAAUUCAAGAAUCCUUGUCCACCGCCCAGUACUCUCCUUCAAACUGGUGACCAAGCCAGCUGACCAAAACACAAGCGUUGGAACCGGAUCAUCUCAAGCCACCUCAUACCUGUUCUCUACUCAAGCAUGCCACGACGCAGCAAUGCGCAUAUCGGAAACCAUCACCAGCCCAAUCGUGGACAUCGUAUCCGCCACAUACGCCGCCUCGUUCGCUGGGAUCCAUACCUUCACGGCAGGCGUGACACUCGGCAUCUUGAGUAGCAUCGAGCCUCUUACAUCGCGUUCAGGCGAGGCAAAAGUUGGCCUCCACCGGCUGAUGGGAGCUCAACGGAAGCUGAGAAGUCGUUCUGUUCUGGCAGGACAAGGAUUGGAAAUUCUGCAGCGAUUGACGAAGCUCGUCAUGGAGAAGGAACUGCAUGUGAUGCUGGAUUUAUCAAAGCCGGAAGAUUAUCUGCAGGUUAUUCCGGGCGCACAGGACAGCAAUGAUGAUGCUUGUGCUACGUCCAUAUUAAACACAGGAUGCAAUAUUCCAAGUGGCCCCGAUCCGGCCGCAAUACCGGAAGGAGAAUCUGUCGCCUUAGAUGACCCUAUCAACGACAGGUAUUUGGAAUACAUACAGAACCCAGCAUUAACAGAGGCACUGUCCGACUUUGACCAAGCGCUACUAUUCCAAAAUCCGCCGUUUUCCGAGUCCGAUGACGUACUCGGCUCAUCCAUUCAGCUACCCGCCGACGAAGGAUUUCCAAUGCCUGAGCAGACCUGGAUCUGGGGCUGGGAUAAUCUGCCGCCGCAUUUUUAGGAUUGCUUUCUUCCCGUAUAUUAUGAUUUAAGUCCGCAUAGUUUGGCAAUACAAUGGAAGAAACAGCUCUGGAUCAAUC
Aspergillus steynii IBT 23096 is the source of this 2122-nucleotide messenger RNA. RefSeq names its product transcription factor domain-containing protein. Gene Ontology annotation, biological process: DNA-templated transcription. The transcript is spliced from 4 exons. NCBI's taxonomy places the organism in Eukaryota, Fungi, Ascomycota, Eurotiomycetes, Eurotiales, Aspergillaceae. Bases 1 to 2043 code for a protein of 680 amino acids. The record is from RefSeq and is a predicted model, not a curated record. Gene Ontology annotation, molecular function: DNA binding; zinc ion binding.